Messenger RNA from Pieris macdunnoughi, 1536 nucleotides. The record is from the annotation of a GenBank genome assembly. Lineage: Eukaryota; Metazoa; Arthropoda; Insecta; Lepidoptera; Pieridae.
AUGUUGCGUCGUCGUGGUACAUAUACGGUGAACGAUGAAGCCACUAUUCGUCGUAAUCGAAAAUCGGAUAACUUUAUAGUCACGAAGAGUAUUGAAAAUUUACGCGUGUCCGAGGGUCCGAGGGCCCACCGUCCCGUGGGGGAAGUAACUGCCCGUUCGGAACCCUCCCUCCUCCGACUUGACGACAGAAACGGUCAAUUGAGCCGAGCAUGUGACCGUAUCACCACUUUUUGUAAGAAAUUUCGACGCACGAUUAGCGAAGUGGAUACGCUUAAAAAGAACGAGCUGACAUCGGAUAAGAAAGGAUCUGGCUCACAUCGCAAGGACGGCUCAAAGGUGACGACUGUAGUGGCGACGCCGGGGCAAGGCCCCGACCGGCCCCAAGAAGUGAGCUAUGCGGACAUGAAGCUGAUUGGCAAUGGAAGCUUCGGCGUUGUCUAUCAGGCCAAGCUUUGCGACACCGGUGAGCUGAUUGCCAUCAAAAAGGUGCUCCAGGACAAAAGGUUUAAGAACCGAGAGCUUCAAAUAAUGCGAAGACUGGAGCAUUGUAAUAUCGUUAAAUUGAAAUACUUCUUUUACUCCAGCGGGGAAAAGGUUGCAGUACCUGAGGCAGUUAGCUCACUGCUAAACGCAAUGCAGUCCCUAGAUGUCACAAAGGAUGAAGUGUACCUGAACCUGGUGCUGGAGUACAUCCCCGAGACCGUGUACAAGGUCGCGCGUCACUACUCCAAAGAUGAACAGACCAUACCAAUUAGUUUUAUAAAGCUAUACAUGUACCAGUUGUUCAGAAGCCUUGCAUACAUCCACUCACUGGGCAUCUGUCACCGAGACAUCAAGCCCCAAAAUCUGCUGUUGGACCCCAAAACUGGAGUCCUCAAAUUGUGCGACUUUGGGUCAGCAAAGCACUUAGUGAGGGGUGAGCCGAACGUGUCCUACAUCUGCUCGAGAUAUUACCGUGCGCCCGAACUUAUCUUUGGAGCUACUGACUACACUACUAAAAUUGACGUGUGGAGCGCGGGCUGCGUGGUAGCCGAGUUGUUGCUAGGUCAACCAAUAUUCCCUGGAGAUUCGGGAGUUGACCAACUUGUGGAGAUCAUUAAGGUCUUGGGUACGCCAACGCGGGAGCAGAUUCGCGAAAUGAAUCCCAACUACACAGAAUUCAAAUUUCCACAGAUCAAGAGUCAUCCAUGGGCAAAGGUGUUCCGUGCGUGCACACCACCGGACGCAAUAUCGCUAGUUUCACGUCUGUUAGAAUAUACGCCCGGCGCGCGUCUCUCUCCACUCCAGGCGUGCGCUCACAGUUUCUUUGACGAAUUGCGUGAAGCGAGCGCAAGACUUCCCAACGGACGUCCUUUACCACCGUUAUUCAACUUUACGGAUUACGAGUUGUCUAUUCAGCCUUCGUUAAAUGACUUCUUGAAGCCACGCGCAGCUGCUACACCGCAUGAAGCUGCGGCUACUACGCAUGAACAUGACGCCCAUGGUGAAAAUGCAGCAGCGAGCGGCACCAGCGGCGGCUCCCCUAGCGCAUCGUAG